Messenger RNA from Drosophila albomicans, 5885 nucleotides. It is a transcript of the gene kel, whose product is annotated as ring canal kelch protein. NCBI's taxonomy places the organism in Eukaryota, Metazoa, Arthropoda, Insecta, Diptera, Drosophilidae. Gene Ontology annotation, molecular function: protein binding. The record is from RefSeq and is a predicted model, not a curated record. The transcript has 6 exons.
CUUAACACUGCUCGGCAUCGUAGUUAAAUUUUUUACUUUACAUCGAGUUCAAGUUGCACAAAGUUGCUGCUGAAAAAAACUGUGAAUUUUGUUAGCUCUACAUUCCCAACAUCGCGCGUGCUGUGUGAAUGAUAGCGUUGACUGCAUUAUUAACCAAAUACACGAUCGGUAUUAUGAGCAAUCUAAGCAAUGGCAAUUUGCAACAACAGAAUCAACAGCAGCAACAACAGCAGCCGCAACAACAGCAGCAGAAUGCUGAAGCGGGCGCGGGGGCGGCUGCGGGUGCAGGUCAGGAAGCAGGUGUAAUAAUGCCAGCACCUGGCCUGGGCAUUGCAGUGGGUGUGGUGCAGCGACAGCGACUAUUGAUACAACAACAACAACAGCUGCAGCAUCAACAGAAUCCUGCCGCCGAAGGCAGUGGAUUGGAACGCGGCAGCUGUUUGUUGCGCUAUGCGAGCCAAAAUAGCCUCGAUGAGAGCUCCCAGAAGCACAUACAGCGACCCAAUGGCAAGGAGCGCGGCACCGUGGGACAAUACAGCAAUGAACAGCACACCUCACGCUCCUUUGAUGCCAUGAACGAGAUGCGCAAACAAAAACAACUUUGUGAUGUCAUUCUGGUGGCUGACGAUGUGGAGAUUCAUGCCCAUCGCAUGGUCUUGGCUUCCUGCAGUCCCUACUUCUAUGCGAUGUUCACCAGCUUCGAGGAAUCCCGCAAAACUCGCAUCACAUUGCAGAGCGUCGAUGCUCGAGCUCUUGAGCUGCUGAUUGAUUAUGUCUAUACAUCGAAUGUGGAGGUGAAUGAGGAUAAUGUCCAGGUGCUGUUGACAGCUGCCAAUUUGCUGCAGCUCACCGAUGUCCGAGAUGCCUGCUGUGAUUUUCUACAAACACAAUUGGAUGCCAGCAAUUGUCUGGGAAUUCGUGAAUUCGCUGAUCUGCAUGGCUGCGUUGAGCUUUUAAACUAUGCCGAGACCUACAUUGAACAACAUUUCAAUGAAGUGAUACAAUUUGACGAGUUUCUGAAUUUGACGCACGAGCAAGUGAUAAAUUUAAUAUCGAACGAUCGCAUCUCGGUGCCAAACGAGGAGCGUGUCUACGAAUGCGUGAUCGCCUGGCUGCGCUACGAUGUCCCAAUGCGAGAGCACUUCACCUCGCUGCUAAUGGAGCACGUGCGUCUACCCUUCCUCUCCAAGGAGUACAUCACUCAGCGGGUGGACAAGGAACUGCUGCUCGAGGGCAAUAUUGUGUGCAAGAAUCUGAUAAUCGAGGCGCUCACCUAUCAUCUGCUGCCCUCGGAGACCAAGUCAGCGCGCACCGUGCCCCGCAAGCCUGUUGGCAUGCCCAAGAUACUGCUGGUGAUUGGUGGCCAGGCACCGAAGGCCAUACGCUCUGUGGAGUGGUAUGACUUGCGUGAGGAGAAAUGGUAUCAGGCCGCUGAGAUGCCCAAUCGUCGCUGUCGCAGCGGACUCUCGGUGCUGGGCGACAAAGUCUAUGCUGUGGGCGGUUUCAAUGGAUCGCUGCGUGUGCGCACUGUGGAUGUCUAUGAUCCGGCCACCGAUCAGUGGGCCAACUGCAGCAACAUGGAGGCACGUCGUUCCACCUUGGGAGUCGCUGUGCUCAAUGGUUGCAUCUAUGCUGUGGGCGGCUUUGAUGGCACCACGGGAUUAUCGAGUGCCGAGAUGUAUGAUCCCAAGACUGAGAUAUGGCGUUUCAUUUCCUCCAUGUCCACGCGACGCAGUUCUGUCGGUGUGGGCGUGGUCAAUGGCCUGCUCUACGCUGUGGGCGGCUAUGAUGGUUUCUCGCGGCAAUGUCUUUCGUCGGUGGAACGCUAUAAUCCCGAGCUCGAUGUCUGGACUAGCGUUGCGGAUAUGUCUUCGCGUCGCAGCGGUGCUGGAGUAGGCGUCUUGAACAAUAUACUCUAUGCUGUCGGUGGUCACGAUGGGCCAAUGGUGCGCAAAUCUGUGGAAGCCUAUGACUUUGAGACGGACACUUGGCGUUCCGUUGCUGAUAUGUCCUAUUGUCGUCGCAAUGCUGGCGUUGUCGCACACGAUGGACUCUUGUAUGUGGUUGGAGGGGACGAUGGCACCUCGAAUUUGGCUUCGGUUGAGGUUUACUGCCCGGACUCGGAUAGCUGGCGCAUUUUGCCAGCCUUGAUGACCAUCGGACGCAGCUAUGCGGGAGUCUGUAUGAUAGAUAAGCCCUUGUGAAUGGAAGAGCAGGGCGCAUUGGCACGGCAAGCGGCCUCGCUGGCCAUAGCGCUGUUGGAUGAUGAGAAUAGCCAGGCUGAGGGCACCAUGGAGGGCGCUGUCGGUGGUGCUAUUUAUGGCAAUAUUGUGGCUGCUGCUGCAGCAACGCCGCCAACACCAGCACAGCAGCAACAACAACAACAGCAGCCAGCCAUUCAUCCGCAUUAUGAGAAUAUCUAUGCGCCAAUUGGUCAGCCGAGCAACAACAAUAACAACAACAACAAUCAAAUUGCUGCCAAUGCCCCUGCUAAUGUUGAGGAAGCUCAGCAACCACCGCAACAACAACCACAACAGCAACAACAGGCUGCGGCAACUGAAGCCAAUCAGCCACAGCAACAACAGCAACAGCAAGCACAACAAGCUGCACCACCGCAACAGGCACGCAUCUUGCCCAUCAAUAGUUAUCGCAACGAUUUAUACGAUCGCUCGUCGAGCACAGCAGGUGCUUACGAUGUGCCACGUGCCGUUCGCUCCGGGCUCGGCUACAGACGCAACUUUCGCAUUGAUAUGCAGAAUGGCAAUCGCUAUGGCAGCGGCUUGAGAUGUGCGCCACUUUAUGCCAGCAAUCGCACCAAUUGCCAGCGACAGCGCAGUUUCGAUGACACCGAAUCCACGGAUGGUUACAAUCUGCCCUAUGCGAAUGCCAUGCGCUAUGAGAACAUCUACGAGCAGAUACGCGAUGAGCCGCUUUAUCGCACCACAGCGGCUGCCGCUGCUGCUGCGGCGGGCAGUCGGGUGCCGCUCUACACGCGGCUGGAUGUGUUGGGCCAUGGCAUUGGCCGCAUCGAGAGGCAUUUGAGUUCGUCGUGCGGCAACAUCGAUCAUUAUAACCUAGGCGGACAUUACGCUGUGCUCGGGCACUCGCACUUUGGCACCGUGGGACACAUACGCUUGAAUGCAAAUGGCGCCGCUGCACCGGCGAGCAACAGCAGCUGCACGGUGCCCAAUUGUCAGGGUUAUGUGAGCGCAGCUUCCGGAGUUGCGGGAACAAGUGCAUCGGCUGCUGCCGCGGCUGCUGCAGCAGCUGCUACAGAGUACGGCAAUGUCAAGGUGCCGGUGAAGAACAGCGCCUCGUCGUUCUUCAGCUGCCUGCAUGGCGAGAAUUCACAGAGCAUGACCAAUAUCUAUAAGACGACAGCGGCAGCGGUCGCUGCAGCUGCUGCUGCUCAUCACACGUCGCCACUCACACCCAAUGUGUCCAUGGAACGUGCGGCACGCUCUGCUUCGGCGGGACCUGCCACAGCUGCAAUUUCAGUGGCAGCCGCUGUAGAAGAGCAGCAAAUUGCAAUAGGCGAAAGUGUUGGCAGCUCCACAGCUUCAGUGCGUCCAACGGGUGCCAUACCCAAAGUGAAGACAGCCAGCAAGGCGGCCAAGGAGUCGAGCAGCAGCAGCCACAGCAACAAUGCAACAGCUGCGGCAUCAUCUUCAGCUAGCUCGAGUGGUGCAGAGAAAGCCACCACAUUAGGAACAACCGCCAAAAGCGCAACUGUGGCCAAGAAAACAUCAAGCAGCGCAACACGUUCAAAUUCUUCAGGUGAUGCUGGGAAUGGCACAUUGAAUCGCAUAUCGAAAUCGAGUCUGCAGUGGCUGCUGGUCAACAAGUGGCUGCCACUUUGGAUAGGUCAAGGACCUGAGUGCAAGGUGAUUGACUUUAACUUUAUGUUCUCGCGCGAUUGCGUUAGCUGCGACACCGCUUCGGUGGCCUCACAAAUGUCCAAUCCAUAUGGCACGCCACGCCUGGGCUUGGGACCCUUGCCACAGGAUAUGAUGCGCUUUCAUGGCGGAUGUGCUAGUGCCGGCACAAUGCGACGUGAAGUCAAUGCCACAAAUCGUCCGCUGCACAGCAAUUUAAGCAGACUGCGCAGCGGUGCAGAGAAGCGACAAGCGAAUAGCUCGACAGCGAGCAGCAGCUAUCGCUAUGAGGAUCCAUCGUAUGAGAAUGUGCAUGUGCAGUGGCAGAAUGGCUUUGAGUUUGGCAGAUCGCGAGAGUACGAUGCCAGCUACAAUCAUCAGCAGCAACAACAGCUGCCACUGCAGCAACGUCCGUUGUUGCAACGCGCCCGAUCGGAGAGUCCCACGUUCAGCAAUCAGCAGCGACGCAUGCAACGUGCUGCUGCGCAAGCUCAAGCUCAAGGUACACCAAAGUCAUCUUCGAAGUUGGCUGAUCCCUUCAAGAACUACGAACUGAACGCGGAGAACAAUAGUUUUAAGCCCAAGCAGCCAGCAGCUGAGGAGCUGGAAGGAGCUGUCGGCGGUGCAACGGCAGAGGGUGGCGGAAGUAUUGCGGAACUGGAUGUUGAACUGAUGGAGCCAAUGAAUUUGAGUGAUAACGAGACUGAUACAACGACAACUACAACAACAGCAGCAACAGCAGCAGCGCCAACAACUUCAGCAGCAGCAGCAGCAGCAACAACUACAGCAACUAAUAACCAACAAACUGCAAACAAUGCUCAUGAAGCAAACGAUUGAAAACUGAAGAAAACUCCUAUAUAUUUUCCCAAUUACAAUUAGUUGAUAUCGUUCACAAAUAUCACGAUUUUAUUUUACUUAAUUAACUUGUAAUAUAAUUUAAGCUACAAACUAUUUGGUAUCGAAAUUAGAUCUCAAACGUAACAAGAAAUUGGCACACACAAAAAAGAAUAUAAUUUAAAUAUGGGUAAUUCUCUGGAGGAAUUUGUGACGUGCGACACUAAAACAUAAACUGAAACAUUUUUAAAAAUAAGUAUAGGUAUUCUUAUAACUCUAGCUUAUCACAAUAUAUUUAGCUAAGACUGAUUUUAGGAUAAUUUUCUGUUUUAUGAUAAAAUAUAUAAAUUCCUUAUUUUUUUGUGAUUAUCUUAAAACAGAAAAAAAAAUUUAAAAAUCAUUCUAAGCUCUAGUUAAAGUGCUAAUCAAGAGCUAUAAGAUUCGUGUUGACUCAAAAUAAAAAAAUGUUUCGGUAAAUGUUUUUGUUCACUUUAGAAAGUGUCGCAAGCGACAUUUUCGCCAAAGAAUUGCCCAUAUGAUUGUAGAAUUUGAUACAAUGUGAUUCGAUGCGAUUCACCAAAGCUCGAAUAUUAUUAUAAAUUCUAUUACGAAUACUAGAAAUCUAAGAUGUAUGUCUUCAAAACUUCAAGUAGAAAAAGGCCAUAUAGAAGACGGAUAAAACAUGCAAUACAAAUGCGCCAUAUCAUGCACAUUUUAUGUAUAAGCCAGACGAGUAGUCUAUAUAGUAGAAAUAGUUAUCUAAGCAAUACGCAUUUGAUAUUUGAUUUAGAGUUCUGUUUGUUAAACUGCCCCUCCAAAACUUUUCACUAUUGAGAGACUAGUUGUUAGUGUUUUCCUUGAGAUAUUGUCAUUUGUUAUGUGCACUCCGCUUUGUUUAAGUUUUUCUUUGCAAUUCUGAAAAGAAGAAAGAGAGCAACUCUAGUUUAGGUCAAUUAGUAUAACAGGUAUUAUUUACAUAAAAACAGACAUACAUACUUAUUAUAUACAUAUAGCUAUAUACAAGAAUUAUACAAAAACCCAACAAAAAAUCAAAGAAAAAGAAAUCAUAUACAAUACUCCCAAAAAUAUACAAAUAUAUACGAUAUACUGUAGUUUUAAGCAUACUUACAUGUAUUGCGUUUAACUAAUUCAUAAUAAAACGAGAAAAUUUAGAAA